CAAGGAUAUGCUACGAAUGGUGGAUAACCAACUGAAAAAAUCCCCAAUUUCAAACAAUCAAAUUUCACCAAAUUCAACCAUUUUCAAGCACCCCAAAGUUCUAACUUUUCUAGAAAGAGAAAGUGAGCCUGCAAAAGGGCGCAAUUUUUUGUGAAGGAGGGUAAAAUAUGGCAGCAACUUAUGCAGGAACAUCGUCUUCAAUGGCGGCUGCAACAAGUGGGUUGCUUCCACGUGUCCACGCCAACCACUCCUCCCGCUUUAUAGCGUUGCCUUAUCUCCCUCCUCGUACCUCUACUUCUUCUUUGAAGAUCUUCUCCAACAAUUUGUCUGAGUCAAGGAGAUUUUCUUCACUUCAGGUCAAAGCUUCCUCAACAGACGAAACCUCUGUUGAUAGCAGUGAAUUACUUAGUGACCUGAAAGAGAAGUGGGAUAAUGUUGAGAAUAAGUCCACUGUACUUAUAUACGGUGGUGGUGCAGUAGUUGCAGUUUGGCUAUCUUCCAUUCUUGUUGGUGCUAUCAACUCUGUUCCUCUGCUUCCAAAGCUCAUGGAAUUGGUUGGGCUCGGAUACACGGGAUGGUUUGUUUACCGAUACCUUCUUUUCAAGACUAGUAGAAAGGAACUCGCAGAAGACAUUGAAUCAUUGAAGAAGAAAAUUGCUGGAACUGAGUAAAAUAUCACCUAGACUAGCAAUACUCAAAGUGAAGAGGAACUCGGUUCCCAAUCAUGUUGUAUAAUAGGCCAUAGAGCUACUCCUAUUAUGUAUCGCAAUUGAUUCUGUCUCCAGUUUUAGAAUUGGAAUGUUGAUAUGGAUUGGAUAAAUGUACAAGUUUUUAUGUAAUUCAAGUGGCUUUUUGUUG
Spinacia oleracea (spinach) is the source of this 858-nucleotide messenger RNA. Its product is annotated as protein CURVATURE THYLAKOID 1A, chloroplastic. Gene Ontology annotation, cellular component: thylakoid; chloroplast thylakoid membrane. The record is from RefSeq and is a predicted model, not a curated record. NCBI's taxonomy places the organism in Eukaryota, Viridiplantae, Streptophyta, Magnoliopsida, Caryophyllales, Amaranthaceae. The transcript has 5 exons. The coding region runs from base 168 to 671 and encodes 167 amino acids.